Messenger RNA from Helianthus annuus (common sunflower), 777 nucleotides. RefSeq names its product probable receptor-like protein kinase At2g23200. Gene Ontology annotation, biological process: protein autophosphorylation. NCBI's taxonomy places the organism in Eukaryota, Viridiplantae, Streptophyta, Magnoliopsida, Asterales, Asteraceae. The record is from RefSeq and is a predicted model, not a curated record. Gene Ontology annotation, molecular function: transmembrane receptor protein tyrosine kinase activity; ATP binding. The transcript is spliced from 2 exons. Gene Ontology annotation, cellular component: plasma membrane; plasmodesma. The coding region runs from base 1 to 777 and encodes 258 amino acids.
AUGGAUUUUUUGAAGAUCCCACUAAACAAAAUAAAUGAAGCCACAAAAGAUUUCAGUGAAGAGUGUCGUGUUGGGUCUGGUGGGUAUGGUAAAGUGUACAAAGCAAAACUUGACAUUGUAGAUAUUCAAUGUUUGUCAUCAAUGGAAGGGAAGUGUAAAGAUGAACUACCCAAGAUAAGUAAACGUGUAGCUAUAAAACGCAUUUCAAGUGAAGCACAUGAGUAUGGUAAACAAGGGUUUCUAACUGAAAUUGAAUUGCUUGCUACUUGUAAGCAUCAAAAUAUUGUCUCUCUUCACGGCUAUUCUGAAGAAAAUGAUGAAAUGAUUCUAGUAUAUGAGUUUGUCUCUAAUGGAAGCCUUGCUGAUUAUUUGCUAAACAGUGAUAAAACCCGAGCUAAUCUUACUUGGGCACAAAGACUACAAAUUUGCCUUGAUAUUGCAAAUGGAAUCGAUUACCUUCACACCCACAUUGAAGGAAAACGAAGGAUACUACAUCGAGAUAUAAAAAGUGACAACAUUUUACUAGAUGAAAAUUUGAAUGCAAAGAUUGGUGACUUUGGCCUAUCCAAAUUCCAUCCUAUUAAGCAACAAGCUAGCAGUGUCUACUCAAAAAAUGUUGUAGGCACUGAUUUUUAUACAGAUCCAGAAUAUUUGAAUACAUUUAAGUAUAAAAGGGAAAGUGAUAUCUACUCGUUUGGGCAAAAGUCGAACGGGUAUUGCACCCAUUGCAAGGACAUGCUUCAAAGAGGGAAGAUUAGAGGAACUCAUAGAUCCUAA